Molecule: messenger RNA, 1199 nt
Organism: Aplysia californica (California sea hare)
Lineage: Eukaryota; Metazoa; Mollusca; Gastropoda; Aplysiida; Aplysiidae
Product: GTPase IMAP family member 5
Exons: 1
Coding region: 174-1196 (340 amino acids)
Molecular function (GO): GTP binding
Source: RefSeq, a predicted model, not a curated record
UGCCCUUUAAAUGGGUCCUCUUUUUUUGUUUUGGACACCUUGUGCCCUGGAACAUGAUAUGGAUGGAUGGGGGGGAGAUUUGCGAGGAUAGUUGGAUGAAUGGAAUGUUUUAAAAAAUUAAUAACUUCUCAAACUAAAAGAAACGUUUUUGCCUCUUCUCGUCCACAGACAUAAUGGCGUCACGAGGAUCAGAUGACACAAUAAAUUUAUUUCUCAUCGGGAAAACUGGUCAUGGAAAGAGUUCUUCCGGAAAUUCUAUUUUGGGGCGAGAAGCGUUUUAUGUAUCGGAUAACACACAGUCAGACACCGCUCAUAUUCAGGUUGGCUUUGGCCGACAGCAAGGAAGGAAGGUCAUGGUAGUCGAUGGUCCAGGGACUAGUGAAACCCGCAUGGGGAUGGGAGAUGCAGCAAUGAAAAUGGUACAAGACAUGGAACAAGGAAUAUGCCUGUGCCCUCAGGGUAUUCACGCCAUGCUUCUUGUUAUGAAAUAUGGGAACCGUUUUACAGCCGAAGAGCUGGGUACAAUAGAGACCCUUAAGUCUGUGUUUGGGCCAACUUUUGUGAAAGACUUUUGCAUCGUACUGUUCACCCAUGGAGAUGUCUUUGACACGCACAACAAAAGACAGAACCCACGUACCACGUUUGAAGACUGGUGUCACCAGCAAAUUGGAAAAAUACAAGACUUGUUUAAAGAGUGUGACAAUAGGGUAGUACUUUUUAACAAUUUUAACACAAAAGCAAUGGAAGAUCAACGAAAAAUCCUGUUUGGACUGGUGGACGGUUUAAAGAGCAAGGGUAAGCCUUACACAAAGGAAGAUUUCGAUAAAGUCGCCUUGGGAAGAGAGCAGCUGAUCGUUAGGGCGAACGCCUCACGAAUGAGGCGUGAGAUUCAGGACAAGAUUGAUUACCUCGUUGGUAGAUUGAACAGCCUAAGCCAGUGCACUGUGCUGGAUCCUGUAACCAGCGGAAAGUUCGAACAGCUCAUGAAAGAUGCCAUAGGUCUUGAGGAGGAAAUAAACAUUCGAGACAAAGGUACGGGAGUCUUACAGCACCUUCGUCAGGUUGUGCAAGCCACACAACGUAACAUUGAAAGUCAGGUUAAAGUCACACAGUCCAUGCUGAGGGAGCAGGAGAAAAAUACGGAAAUGGAGCUGCUACAGAAUAGGCUAAAAGAGAUUGCGAAACGAUUUGAAUAGUAA